AUGAAGACUCACCUUCUCAUCCUCCUUUGUCUGGCGAGCAAGGCCUUCUCAUGGGGCGAACUCGGACACCGCACCGUCGGAUACCUCGCGCAGAUGUACUUCACCUCGGAAGCAGAGAACCUGUUUGACGAGCUCGUGCACCCGACCGAGUCAUUUGACAUCUCCGACGGGGCGGUCUGGGCCGAUGACUGGGCGACGCAGACCAGGAUGCCCUGGUCCAAGCCGUGGCACUAUAUCGACGCAAAGGACAACCCGCCCAAGAAAUGCAAGGUCAACUUCAACGCCGACUGCGAUCCUGACAAGAAAUGUAUCGUGACGGCCAUUGCAAACAUGGUGAGCGAGUUGCCCAUACCUUACAUUGAUAUUAUCCUCAAAAACUAUGGUGUGUAUGCUGACGCUCCAUGGCCCAUGGGGACGGGUUGUCAAAAGACCAAACAAGUCAACAAUCCACGUCUGAAACCAGGAGAUCAGAGCAACGCCCUCAAGUUCCUGUUGCAUUUCCUCGGCGACAUCACACAGCCGUUGCACACGGAGCAAAAAUGCCGCGGGGGCACGAAGCUGAUGGUUCAAUGGGGCGCGGCGGACUCGAGGAAAGAGGAUCUGCACCAGGUGUGGGACAAGCUGAUCAUCCAGAAGCUGCGCGGGUACAAGAAGCCGCGCGACGCGGACCCGGACAACGAAUACGACAAGCAGCUCUCAGCGAAGUGGGCGGCGGAUCUCAAGAAGCGGCUCGACGUUGGGAGAGGCGGCGUAGACGUGUCGGACGAGUGCACCGACAUCACGACGGCGCAGGAGUGCGCGUUGGCUUGGGCGUCCGAGGCCAACGCCUUCAUCUGCACCUACGUGCUCAAGGACGUCGGGAUCAAUCUCGGCCCAGACCCCUGUGAGACGUGCUGCAAUUGGGAGUGGCGGGGGCCCGACGACCUGUCGGACGUGUACUACAAGGGCGCGGUGCCCAUUGUGGAGGAACAGGUUGCCAAAGCCGGGUGGCGGCUCGGGCAGUGGAUCAAUGCGCUGGCGGAGCAGAGAGUGUUGAUGAAGAGCGCUGGCGUCGAGUUUGCCAGAGGCGACGACGAAGGUGGCGACGAAGCCUUGAAAGUGCAGAUGCAGCCCGAUCAGCCCAAGGUGGAAAUGUAA
Messenger RNA from Fonsecaea nubica, 1137 nucleotides. RefSeq lists its product as hypothetical. Gene Ontology annotation, biological process: DNA catabolic process. NCBI's taxonomy places the organism in Eukaryota, Fungi, Ascomycota, Eurotiomycetes, Chaetothyriales, Herpotrichiellaceae. The coding region runs from base 1 to 1137 and encodes 378 amino acids. The record is from RefSeq and is a predicted model, not a curated record. The transcript has a single exon. Gene Ontology annotation, molecular function: endonuclease activity; nucleic acid binding.